UAGUCCUCUUCGUAUGGCAUUAAGACCGCGGGUCAAAAAGAUGAUGAAAUUGUAAUUAAUUAAGUGAUGUAAAUAUUUAGUUUUUUUUUAUUGGCUUUUAUGUAAAUCCAAUAGUUAAAUUUGGAGAAGAGCAGUGUAAUGUAGGUAGUUUAAUAAUUAGCCCGCACUUCAUUAUGUUGUUCUACCAAUAAACCAUUCUGCGAUAGUCCGUCGUUUUAUUAAGUACAUUACAUUUUGGCGCAGUCGGUUAUUUUAAUUAAAAUCAUGCCUUUUGGUAAAAUCGAGCCUUUUGACGUUAGUUCCCACAACUGGGAUGCAUAUUGUCGUCGGGUGAAGCAAUUUAUUGCGUUAAAUAACAUCAGUGAAGAUUUACACGUGGCCACGUUGGUAACACAUGUCGGCAUUGCAUGUUACGAAUUGAUGUGCGACUUGUGUUCCCCGGAUUUACCGGAAGACAAGAAGUUUGAACAAUUAGUGAAGAUUGUCAAAGACCACUUGGAGCCACAAAGGUCGGAGAUCGCAGAGAGACAUAUGUUCCGGCAAAGGAAGCAAAGGCAAGGGGAGAUAGUGAGUGAUUAUUUGAAAAGUCUAAAACAUCUCGCCAAACAUUGCAAUUUUCGGGAUUCUUUGGAGGUAAAUUUGAGAGACCAGUUUGUUUCUGGCCUUCAAAGUGAAGAUAUGAGGUCACGAUUGUUUGCCGAGCGGAACAUCGAUUAUAAGCGAGCAAUAGAACUCGCAUUGGCGCUCGAGGCAGCGGAGAGACAUGCAGCGGAGGCAGCGUCCGGGGCGAGUUCCAGCGCCAUCUCGGAAGGGCUGCAUCGCAUCAGAUCCUCACCAGCGCGCGCGGAGCGCGGGCGCAUGAAACGGCGCGAGGGAGCGGGUGGCGUGCAGGCAGACGCGGCGGCCAGGGCCGGUGCGCUGAGCCUCGAGGGCUCACGGCGCGGCUGCUGGCGUUGCGGGCGCAGCGGGCAUCCGCCGUCCCGGUGCCGCUACAAGUUCUACAGCUGUGAUUCGUGUGGGCAGAGGGGCCACCUGAAGGUCGUGUGCGGUAAUGUUGAUAAGUGUAGUGAUGCGGUUAUACAGAAAAACACAAAAGGUCAGUUGUUUUUUAAUGAU
Molecule: messenger RNA, 1116 nt
Organism: Pararge aegeria (speckled wood butterfly)
Lineage: Eukaryota; Metazoa; Arthropoda; Insecta; Lepidoptera; Nymphalidae
Exons: 1
Molecular function (GO): zinc ion binding; nucleic acid binding
Source: RefSeq, a predicted model, not a curated record